Messenger RNA from Symbiodinium natans, 480 nucleotides. NCBI's taxonomy places the organism in Eukaryota, Dinophyceae, Suessiales, Symbiodiniaceae. The record is from the annotation of a GenBank genome assembly.
AUGCUGGCGCAAGACGUCCUGGAGGCAUCCAUCCACGCCUUCGUACGCGCGGUGGAGUUGCAGACGGAGAGCCAGGCGUCCUACAGGAGGGCCGUCAUCGCCAACUGCAAGCGAAUUGCCCAGAGCCUGUGGCCGAGAUGCCUCGUGGAACUGUACGGCUCCUACGCCUCGGGCCUGGGAUUGCGCAGCAGCGGCCUGGAUCUGCUCAUCAAGGUGCAGCCCAGCCGCUUUGGCCGCGACGAGGCGGACGCGACCGAGGCCCUCCUCUCUCCUAUCGACGAAGAUGAGGAGCAGCUGAGGCAGUUGAACUUGGAAGAAGUCUCGCCAGGGCACUCCGGUCGCUCGGUGAAGGCCAUUUCGUCGGCCGCCUGGCAGCAGCAGCUGUCAGAUCGGCUGGCGCGUGAGAAGUGGGUGUUGAGCGACUCCAUUCGCGUGGCCGCCCACGCUGCCAUCCCGGUGCCCGGGGACCAUUCCGUUUAG